Molecule: messenger RNA, 3320 nt
Organism: Micropterus dolomieu (smallmouth bass)
Lineage: Eukaryota; Metazoa; Chordata; Actinopteri; Centrarchiformes; Centrarchidae
Gene: rnf41l
Product: ring finger protein 41, like
Exons: 7
Coding region: 854-1915 (353 amino acids)
Biological process (GO): regulation of canonical NF-kappaB signal transduction; tumor necrosis factor-mediated signaling pathway; positive regulation of JNK cascade
Cellular component (GO): plasma membrane signaling receptor complex
Molecular function (GO): zinc ion binding
Source: RefSeq, a predicted model, not a curated record
GUGUCUUGCUCAGGGACACAUUGGUGGAUGGGUCACAGUGGGGAAUUGAACCCGAGUCUCUCACACCAAAGGCAUACAGCUUAUCCACUGCACCAUCACCACCCAUGCAUGAAAGGAUUAAGAAGUUUUACAUUCAUGUACUUAAGUGAACAUCUGAAUGCACAACUUUGUUUUUACAUUGGGGUAUUCCUCUUUUUCACUGAAGUAAAGGAUCUGGAUACUUCUUCCACCACUGAGUCUAACAGAAAGGGAAAUAUAAGAAUAUAAAGAGACUGGGAUGAGUUCAGGGGUUUGGGUUGCUCUUUGAUUUCUGUGGUCUGUGUCAUCUGAUGUCAUGCAGUCUGUAAUCCAAUCAGGGAGGGAGAGAGUGUAAUCCAUGUUAAUCCCACAUCCAGAGAGAGAGAGAGAGAGAAACCCAGGACAGGGUGGGUCAUUAAGACAGGCAGACACAGAAAGGACAGCAGCCAUCUCUGAAUACAGCUUUAUUGGUAAAGCUGCAGAAUGUGUCUGAGUUCUGUUCUGAGUGUGAAUGCCUCUUCUCGUGUAAUUAUAUCUGUCUCUCUAAUCUGGUCUGAUACCGUCUGACAGCUGCCUUCCUGUGUCCUGGACCCUCGUUGUCAGGGAUACAUCUCCACAGAGACGCACUCCCAAAGGUAGGGGAGGGCUUUAAUGGAAAGGAGACCCUCACUCUGAUGGAGCAACAAGCUGAGAGAGCGAGAGAGGAUGAAGAAGGAAAGACCAUAGUAACGGAGAGAUAAGAAGGAAGGUCAGCUGUGGGGGAAGAAGAGGAGUGGAAAUCAACAGAAGGAAGAAAGAAGGAAGAGCUGGAUGAAGUGAAAGUUAUUUUGUGAGGAUGGGCUAUGACCUGGAGAGGUUUGUUGGCUAUGUGAAUGAGGGUCUUCUGUGCUGCGUGUGUCGAGACGUGUUGGAGCGCCCCCUCCAGGCGCCCUGUGAACAUGCAUACUGCAGCACCUGCAUCAGCAGCUGGCUGCUCCAUCACCACUCCUGUCCCGAGGACAGACUGCCACUGGAUGUGGGAAGCCUUAAACCACUGUACAGGUACAUGCGUAAUGACCUGACCCGUCUGCAGAUACGUUGUGUGAAUGCAGGGCAGGGCUGUGAGGUGGUCUGCUCUCUGGAGAGCCUGCACACACAUGAGGAUGAGUGCGAGUUUGCCUUUAUAUCCUGCUCAAACCCAGGUGGAGAGUACAUAUGUUACCGUUGUGGUUGUCCUGUGCAGAUAGAGAGGCGAGGGUUGGAGGCUCACCUGUCUGAAUGUAACUUCCGCAGCAGAGAGUGUCCCAACGGUUGCGGUCUUACCCUUCUCUCCAUUGACCAAUCGCAGCAUAACUGUGUAGCAGAGCUGCGCACCGAAUUGGAGAUGCUCAGGGCAGAUAUGCUGUGCAAGGUGGAGGAGGUGAGGCGAGAGAUGGAGUCUCGGUUGGACUCACAGAGGAGACACAUGGUGCAGAAAGAGUCGCAGCUGAAGAACGAGGUGGAGGAGCUCAAGGGUCAGUUGUCCCUUGUGAUGUGUGACAUGCGAGCCCUGUUAGGAGCAGAGCGUCUGAGAAGACAGGAGCUGGCAGAGGCGGAGCUGGAGAAGAGGGAACUGUUGGAGCUCCUCAGAGACCUGCAGCCAACCAGGAGUCCACAUCCUGUCGAACAGGCAUCCAGGGACGAGCAUCAAGGGGGCCAGCAGACAUCUGGUUGGGAGUUACACACGGAGCUGACGCGACACCAGCAGAGGGAGGCGUCUUUACAUGCCUCCAGUCUAUCACUGCAUUCAGCCCCGGCCAUAAAUAUAUCGGGUCCACCUCCUUCACCUCAGCUGGGAGAGGGGGUGCGCAAGGGCGGUACCAGGAGCCUCACUCUAGACUGCAUCAAGAGGAAGAGCAGGGAGGUGACUGUCAUCUGAGUAGACUGGAUUGUUUGGAGAUUAUUUAUAUAUAUAUAUUUGGCAAAGUGACAACAAGAGUUUAGUAAUUCAAGUUAUUUGGAUCAAAUCAAAGUGUAAAUUCAGUCUGCUGUGGAAUGAACCAUGUUGUGUUUGAAAGGUACUCUUUGUGUAAUUCUACAAACUUAACCCUUUCAUGCAUGAAUUAUGACAGCCUCUGUGUUGUGUUUUUAUGGCUCUUUAGGCAUGAAAAAUAAAAUUAGAAUUUCCUUUUUUUUUAAACACACAUUUUUCAAGUUUUGUACAUGUCCAGUAAGGUGGACAGCAUGCACAUAAGGUUUUAACUGAAGAUAUAUUUAUUUAACAAACCAAUAAAUUAAAUUAUAUAUUAUGUAAAAAAUAUAAUGCUGUUAAACUAAUGUGGUCACAUAUUUUAACAUAUUCUAAUACUGUUUAAUGCAAUGCAAAUAUGUUGAACCUCACUUUUAACUCCAUCACUGCCACUAGUAUUAUCCUUACUUGAUUCUGAUGGAAUUGGCUCCACUGUCCUGAAUGCUUUUCUAUCACUAAAUGUUACUCACAUAAUGGAACUAAUCUGCACAAAAUAUUGUUUUUCUUACAAAAACUCCAAGUGUAGCAUAAAUCCAUUGAUUUACAUCCAAAAAGUUAGUGCACAUGAAGUAUUUUCAAGAAAAACAAAGUCUCAGUAAUAGUUAUUUGUAGUUGAAAUAUAACGUUAGCCAGUGAUGCAUAAUGUCCAAUUUAGUGGACAGAUGAUUAAUCGUAAUUUCACAAUCAUAACACAAAAUCAUAACUUGGAAAGUUUAAGAAUUGUAUUACUCCUUAGUUGUUACUAGAUGUUACCAUAUUUUAUUUACCGGCAGGGGUCUCUUGUAAUUGGAGGAAUUGCAAGAUUUACCUGAGCUGCUCCGUUUUCCCGACUGUCUGUCGGCCAUCUCGGUUUUGACGAAUUUAAAUUGCACUUACAACGGCUAUCCAGAUGGUGGCAGUGUAUGGCAUGACACACUAGUGUCCACUUUAGGGGCUGAUGUGCAACUACACUAUCAGAACCUCUGCCCAUUCAAGUAAAUGGAUUUUGAAUAGCUGUCCACUGUAGUGACCACUAUGCAUGAAAGGGUUAAUUGAUCUUUCGACAGUAGGCUUGUGUGAAACAGAAUUGACAUUCAUUUAUAUUGUAGGCUCACCCAUGAUCAUUUCUGUAAACAUCAUCAUAGUGUAAUGUCUCUUGGAUUUUAUAAUGAUAAGAUUUAAAAUAAAGAGUCACUUUAAGUAAUUUUUGGACCAAAGUAUAGGUUUCUCAUUAAUGAUCCACCUGAUGCUGAAUUAUCUGCUUAAAAAAAGGAAUACAAAAUUUUUGAAGUCUAAGCUAGCCUAUAAUGUUAGAAAGUUUGGACUCACAAUGUGU